AUGGCGGCUCUCUCUGUCAACUCCGACAUUUCGCAAUCAAAGGUCCAUUUGCUUGAAAGAAAAUUCACAAAGAGCUUGUGUAAAAUCUAUUGUCUCUUAAAUGACACAAUCAUUAAGAAUGCAUCGAAGGUCCUUCCAAAGAUUCCUGUGUCAGUGGAAAAGUUGAAAAGAUGGCUGACUGUUUUGGAAUAUGGAGAAGUUUUUAUAGAAAUGGCAGCCUACAGGAAAUUUGGAGAGACAGGGAAAUGGAUUCUUAUUGUAAUAAUUCAACUCACAAAAGCAAUAUGGCGGCUUCUUUUACUUUGGAAACAUCAUGGAGGAAUACAGCCAUCCCCACCUAUUGCACCAUUAGACAGAGAGAAAUACACCAAGCAGUUUAAACACAACCCAACAGAGGAAAUGCAAGAAUUCCAAGAGAAUUUGGAUAGUGAGACAGUUGAACCAGUGAAUGGAAUGAGUGAGGUGACCUUUACCCUCAAGAGGUCAGGAAAGGUCAUAAGGAGACUCUCAGCUGCUCCUCCCAUCAAUUUUCGUUCCUGGAAGCUCCCCAGCCAAGGGGACAGGGAGAAAGAGAGAGCCGGAGUCCGAUUUUAUGAAGCCACAAAGCUGUCCAAACAGCGACUCUGGGGAGAGACCUUGUACAUAACCAGGCCACUCAUUCACUUAUUUGGAAUGUAUGUGUGUGGGACCAUGUCAUGGAAACCAUGGAUCAUGUCAGGAACCAUUGAUGUUGCCAGCUUGUGUAUGAUGGGUGAUACUAAAGACCUGAAUCCCCAGGAGAAGAGUGAAAUCAAGAGGAGAUCACUCCUGUUGUUAUACUAUUUGCUAAGGUCUCCAUUUUUCGACACUUAUUCCAAAAUGAAAAUUUUAUCGACCUUAAGAGUUAUGGCAGACAAUGUACCUGGUCUUGGAAUAUUAUUGAGUGAGUAUUUUUAUUUUCUACAAAAACUGAAACAAAUCAUUUUUACACAGAUACAGCAAUAA
Messenger RNA from Saccostrea cuccullata (small rock oyster), 984 nucleotides. Its product is annotated as peroxisomal membrane protein PEX16-like. NCBI's taxonomy places the organism in Eukaryota, Metazoa, Mollusca, Bivalvia, Ostreida, Ostreidae. The coding region runs from base 1 to 984 and encodes 327 amino acids. Gene Ontology annotation, cellular component: peroxisomal membrane. The record is from RefSeq and is a predicted model, not a curated record. The transcript is spliced from 9 exons. Gene Ontology annotation, biological process: peroxisome organization.